AUGGAUGAACUUAAUAAAGGGACAUUUAUUAGUCAACAAAGAUUUUAUUCUGUGACUAUUGAUUCUGAUAAUAUUCAAAUGACAAUAAUGGUUAAAGGUGUACCAAAUGAAUUAGUUGAUAUUUUAGUCCAUGAUUCGAAAUUCGAGUCAAUUAUACAUUUAAUUUCUCAUUUUUCCGAUGAAAAGUUACAAGCUCAAAUUAUAAUAAAUUCUACAAAUAUUAUUUGUUUAUAA
This is a messenger RNA of Rotaria sordida, 234 nucleotides long. NCBI's taxonomy places the organism in Eukaryota, Metazoa, Rotifera, Eurotatoria, Philodinida, Philodinidae. The record is from the annotation of a GenBank genome assembly.